CAUUGGAGGCCCCACCCUUUGUGUUACCUACCGCCCGUCAAUCAAAAUAGAAAAAAUUCUGACAGUUAUCACCUAUUUCUACGCGUAUACAAUCUAUUUAAUUUGCUGAACAUGUCCGGUGGCUUGUGACUAUCAGGACUCUCCGUUUCACGACAAGUCACGUAAUGACUGCCCCAGGACAGCGGAUGAAACCAGAAGAUAUGGCUGCAUUGGACGUGGACAGCAGUCAAAUUGACUUUCUGCAGCAGGAGCAAGGCAGGGGCAAUCAGGACACUCAGCCAUCAUCACCCCUCAACCUGCUAGCAACCACCUGCACUAAGGUUGGGUCACCGUCUUCAGAGGUGGACAGAGGUGUUGCCGCUGAUGUGACAUCAGAUCUAUCUACGCAGCUUACUGGGACUGAUAAAUGGGAAGUCUUAACCCCAACAACAGCAGCAAAGGAUGAAUCUGGAAUGAUACAGAUUCAAAGUCAAGGAAUAUUAACAUCGAACGGACAGUAUGUUCUUCCUUUUCAGAACUUACACAGUCAGCCAAUCUUUGUGACUUCGGGAACGGACGCUUCCUCCGCCAACUCAGUGCCUAACAUUCAGUACCAAGUUAUUCCUCAGAUUCAGACAGCAGAUGGACAGCUGAGCUUCUCCACUUCCGGCGUGGAAGGAGCGACUCUGACUCAGGAUGCCACGGGACAGAUUCAGAUCUUGCCUGACGGUAGCCAGAGUCUCCAUGUAACAUCAACUGCAAACAUCCUUAAUAACAACCAGAACCUCAUAUCACAGACUUGUAAUGUCCAGCAGCUCCAGGGGGUUUCUCUUGGCAGCUCCACCUUCAACAACCACGGUCAGGUUGUGACUAAUGUGCCUAUGAGUUUGCCGGGGAACAUUACUUUUGUUCCUAUUAACAGUGUGGACUUGGACUCCCUCGGCCUUUCCGGUGCUCAGACUAUAGCAACAGGGAUCACUGCUGAUGGCCAGCUUAUCAUGACGAGUCAACCCGUGGACGGCUCAGAUGGUCUAGCGAAGACGGAUAAUCACCUUUCACAGACACUACCAAUAAAUGACUCAAAUGCAAAUCAUGAGAUAUAUGUGCCAGCGAACGAAUCGGGUCUUCUGUCACAAGACACUUCUUUGUCAUCAGUGGUUACAGACCAAACCGACUCGAGUUCUGGUCUCCAGGAGGGCUUCAUCCAACAGAAUCAGGAUCACAGCAUCCAGGUCUCGGCAGCUCAGUCCAUCAUCCAGCUGCAGCAGGUACCUAUUCAGACCUCCAAUGGUCAGGUGGUCCAGUCCAUGGCGACAGGCGGGCAGAACCUGCAAAACGUGCAGCUGAUCAACCCGGGAACCUUCAUCAUCCAAGCCCAGACGGUCACGCCGUCGGGUCAGAUACAGUGGCAAACCUUUCAGGUGCAGGGAGUGCAGAACCUGCAGAACCUCCAGCUGCCCACAACGCCACCCCAGCAGAUAACCCUGGCUCCAGUCCAGACCCUGUCACUGGGUUCCAAUCAAGUUAGCAUCGGCACGGGACAGAUCCCUAACCUGCAGACAGUGACGGUCAACACAAUGGCCCAACAUGAAGGAGACGCAAACAACCCUGGAGACAUUCGUAUAAAAGAAGAGCCAGACUCUGGAGACUGGCAGCUAAGCACCGACUCCACCCUGAACACAAACGAUCUGUCCCACCUUCGCGUCCGGCUGGUGGAGGACGAGGAUCAGUUGGGUCAGGAGGGCAAGAGGCUGCGCAGAGUGGCGUGUACUUGCCCUAACUGCAAAGAGUCAGGUGGGAGAGGAUCCAGCACGGGGAAGAAGAAGCAGCACAUCUGCCACAUUGCCGGCUGUGGGAAAGUAUAUGGAAAGACAUCGCACCUGCGAGCUCACCUGCGCUGGCAUUCAGGGGAGCGACCUUUUGUUUGCAGCUGGAUGUUCUGUGGGAAGAGGUUCACACGCAGCGACGAGCUGCAGAGACACAGGAGAACACACACAGGAGAGAAGAAGUUUGUCUGCCCAGAAUGUUCCAAGCGUUUCAUGCGGAGCGACCACCUGGCGAAGCACAUUAAAACUCAUCAGAACAAGAAAGCCGUGAACUCUGGCAGCGCAGUGGUGGCCUCGAUGGAAUCCGCGGGGUCCUCAGACAGUAUCAUCACCACGGCAGGCGGGACCACCCUCAUUCUCACCAACAUCCAGCAGGGUUCCAGCAACGCCCAGGACAUCCUGGCCAACGCAGAGAUCCCUCUCCAGCUCGUCACCACAGUAGCGGCCAGCGAAGUCAUGGAGUGAUUUCCGCUCCACUUGUGAACUUCUGAAACCUCUCUCAUACUGUAUACUCUUACCUGCAUUUUUAUUCGAGUUUUGAAGAAAAACGAAAAUUAUAAAUAUAUACAUAUAUAUAUAUUUUAAACACAGAAAUAGUCGGUCCAUGUCUUUACUGAGGCAAAAAUAGUGGCUAAAAGAAGAUAAAGGUGAAAAAAGACAUUGCAGUAAACACACAAGGAAAUGCCUUAUUUUGUACAAGUCGUUGGAAAUGUAGGAUGCCAUUUUGUUUUGAAUCAACGUAUUUUUUGUUAAUGUGUUUUUCACAGAAAAUUAUUGGUAAGUUGAGCAAUUUUCUCCGCCUUUUUUUUGUUUUUGAUGGUAUAUUAUUAUUAUUAUUAUUAUUAUUAUUAUUAUUGUUAUUAUUAUUAUUAUGAUGUCCUUGGUAAGCAAGGUUUGUUCCAUACUUUGAGCAAAGACUGAAUCUCACAACAAGAGCUCAUCUUUUCCAGCUGAAGUAAUGUUAAUGCUUACGUCCAUGCAAAUGUAUUCAUGUUAUUAUUGUUUUCUUUAUAUUAUGCAUUAUUCUUUCAGUGUACUCCUUGCAGUCUGUCUGCUCGCAAAUUAACCAACCCUCCUUCCGCCAGUUUUUUUUGACAACUUUGCUCACAACUUUGAAAAUCAAAACAAUCAAACUUUUGUAUUGUAAUUACUCUUUAACAUUUACUGUUGAUAUGAUGCACAUUAUUUGCUUAUUCAAUAUUUUGACUGAACAGCUAUUUAUAUUUGGUCUUUACAUGGACGAUGCAUUUGUGAUAUUAAAUGUCCAAAAUAUUUCAAAAGGCUCCAUUAUAUGUAAUUUAAAUGUGUUUUUUGUAAAACCUUUUUUGGAGGACUUAAAAAAAAAAAAACAUGCAUUGUAAUAUGAAGAAAAAAAAGCCAUUUCUUUUGGAGGUAAUUGCCAAAUUUGUCUACAAACUCAGGGUGACUUGUGACUGUGUGAAACGAUUAGAGUGAAUCACCCCUGUAGCUUCUUGGGCCAUGGUGGUGAUGUUUGUGAAGAAAUGUUUUUUGAUGAUGGACCAAAAGCUGAGGUGAAUUAAGCUGUCACCAUGUUACCAAUGCUCGUUGAAUUCUACCAUGUCCGUUUUUACGAUCAGGACACCCCCCACCCCCCACCCCCCCUAUUCAUGUUAUAGAAACAGCUUUGCAGAAUUCUCGCCGGUAUCUUGCGCCAUCACGCAGUUGGAAAAAUGUGGAGUAUUACUGAAAGCGGUACUCUUUUUAACAGCACUAUUCUCAUCACUUUCAUCUUGUUGUUAAUCCUUUUGUAUAAAAAAUGUUUUGUAUACUAUCCAAGAAACUGUCCUUUAUAUUCAUCGUCAGUAAAUACAAUGUUUCUGUCUGUGUUUAUUCUUUGUCUUUAACUGUAUGUUGCAUUUCCCUUUUCCAUGUUACUAUGUGUGUUUUUAUUUUAUAUUUGAACCCCCCCCCCCCUCCCUACUUGUUAAAUUGUUAAAUUGAAUACACUCUUAACAGUGAGUUAUGGUGGCAUAUUUGAUUUUCUUUUUGUGACACAAAAUGAAAUUAUGUAACGUGAUCAAUUUAACUCACAUGGACACGUUGUCCUCUUCAGGAGAUUAUACUUUACCCCCAUUAGAACAUCUUUAUAUUCUGUACUAAACACUGAAGGUUUGUUCUCACUUUAAAAUCUUCUGUAUAAAUAUGUGAAUAUAACAUCAAUAUAAACCUUUCUGUUACACUUGAA
This is a messenger RNA of Cottoperca gobio, 4011 nucleotides long. RefSeq names its product sp3a transcription factor (gene sp3a). Gene Ontology annotation, molecular function: DNA-binding transcription factor activity, RNA polymerase II-specific; RNA polymerase II cis-regulatory region sequence-specific DNA binding. Lineage: Eukaryota; Metazoa; Chordata; Actinopteri; Perciformes; Bovichtidae. The transcript is spliced from 7 exons. The record is from RefSeq and is a predicted model, not a curated record. Gene Ontology annotation, biological process: regulation of transcription by RNA polymerase II. The coding region runs from base 165 to 2270 and encodes 701 amino acids.